CUUUUCCAAGAUAAUUGCUCACAGUGUUUUAAUCCAUCACAGGGAUCAAGACGGGCAAUGGUCAAGCCGCUCACCUUCAAGGGCGACAAAAAGCCCAAGAAGAGAAAGCGCCCCGCCGCCGAGGACGACAAUGACGAUGCGCCGGGAUCCAAACAGGCGGCGGCCGACGCCGUCGACGAAGAAGCAGUCGCCAACGACGACAGCUGGGUCUCGGCCGAGGCCGUGAACGAUGUCUCGGGCCCCGUCAUGUUUGUGCUGCCCACGGAGCCGCCGUCGGCGCUGGCCUGCGACGCCGCCGGCAAGGUCUUCACGCUGCCCAUCGAGAACAUUGUGGACGGGAACCCGGCGAGCGCGGAGCCUCACGACGUGCGGCAGGUCUUUGUCGCGAACAAGAUUGUCGGCACCGAGAACUUUCGGUUCAAGGGGCAUCAUGGAAAGUAUCUCGGGUGUGACAAGAUGGGCAUACUAUCAGCAACCUCAGACGCCGUCUCCCCGCUAGAGUGCUUCGUCCUCAUCGCGACGCCAGACACCCCCGGCACGUUCCAAGUGCAGACGCUACGCGAGACCUUCAUCGCCGUUAAGGAGCCCAAGGCCCGCACCGCCGCCUCAGCGUCCUCUUCCAAGUCGGCCAAGGCCGCCGCGCCUGAGGUCCGCGGUGACGCCUCGGACAUUACCUUCGAGACCACCCUGCGCAUCCGCAUGCAGGCGCGCUUCAAGCCGCGCAUUAAGGUGUCCAAGGAGGAGAAGGCGAGGGAGAGGAUCAGUCGCCGGGAGCUGGAAGAGGCCGUAGGUCGACGGCUCGAGGACGACGAGGUCAGACUCUUGAAGAGGGCGAGGAGAGAGGGCGAUUAUCAUGAGAAGCUGCUCAACCUCAAGAUCAAGAGCAAGCACGACAAGUACGGCUGA
This is a messenger RNA of Pyricularia pennisetigena, 906 nucleotides long. RefSeq lists its product as uncharacterized. Gene Ontology annotation, cellular component: nucleolus; striated muscle dense body; catalytic step 2 spliceosome. NCBI's taxonomy places the organism in Eukaryota, Fungi, Ascomycota, Sordariomycetes, Magnaporthales, Pyriculariaceae. The transcript is spliced from 2 exons. Bases 58 to 906 code for a protein of 282 amino acids. Gene Ontology annotation, molecular function: actin filament binding. The record is from RefSeq and is a predicted model, not a curated record.